AUGGUUUUAAUAACAGAGUAUUAUUACAUGUGUGAUACGGGUUAUCCAAAAGCGGAGGGAUUUCUCGGUCCGUACAGAGGCCAGCGAUACCACUUGCAAGAGUGGUGUAGUGCUGGAAAUGCACCAACAAAUUCAAAGGAGUACUUCAACAUGAAGCACUCUUCGGCAAGGAAUGUCAUUGAGCACACCUUCGGUGUUCUUAAGGGUCGUUGGGUCAUUCUUCAUGGAAAGUCGUACUAUCCCCUGCAAGUUCAGUGUCACACCAUUCUAGCAUGUUGCUUGCUUCACAAUGUAAUAAACAGAGAAAUGACAUAUUGCGAUGACGUUCACAACGUAGACGAGGGGGACUCCACGUAUGCGACGACCACCGCUACAGAAGACAUUCACUACAUUGAGACGAAAAAUGAGUGGUCUCAAUGGCACGACGAACUAGCUAAAUCGAUGUUCACAGAUUGA
Molecule: messenger RNA, 456 nt
Organism: Cucumis melo (muskmelon)
Lineage: Eukaryota; Viridiplantae; Streptophyta; Magnoliopsida; Cucurbitales; Cucurbitaceae
Product: protein ALP1-like
Exons: 1
Coding region: 1-456 (151 amino acids)
Source: RefSeq, a predicted model, not a curated record